AUGUGGGAACGAAUGCUGACAUGUCUUCCUGGCGAUCUCAAAGGUCUUGAAGAACGCCACGCAUAUCAGGCUAUACCCAAGGACCUGCGACCGCAGUUUGAACGGUUACCGGAUAACACGAAAGGGAUAGGUUUUUGGCGAGGCCGACUGCUGAGCAACUCGUUCGUCCCAGAGGGCAAGUAUGAUUAUAGUGGUAGACGUGCGCGAUGUGUUUUUGAAAAGAUGGGGAGGGUACCGAGGAGCUGUCAGUGGAAUGCGAGGGUGUUGCUGGAUCCGAAAGAACAAGCUGGUUAUCUCCUAGCGCUUCACGAUAUCCUAGCCGACACGGAAAUCUUGAUUCGAUGGGACGAAUACUUCAACAGCGAGAUCCCUCUCGACUUUAAACCCUAUCACUUUACCUGCUCUUGUCCCAUCUGCGCCUCUCCAAACAAACCCGCCAACAAGCACAUACGCGAACAACGACUCGCUUUUAUCAAGCUCUUCAACGACGUCAUGGUCGGCCAACUUCAGCUCCAGCUUGGCGCUGCUGCAGAUCCUCUCCCCCAGCUGUGUCGAAUCGAGCACGCUAUCGAGAUUGCGAUGAAACAGGGAUACAGAGAGUCUUUGGAGAUGAUGUAUGCUGCUGGAUGGAGCUUGGCGGUGCAGUGCUGUGCGGAGGACUGUAUCCUCGCAUGGGCAGCGGGUGUAAGGGAUUCGAGCCUCCUUUUCAUGGGAGAGACGUUGGGGGAACGAAGGGAUAUCAAAAUGACGCUGGAGAGAUAUACGAAGGGGAAUGUUGACGAAUGCGGUCUUUUGGGGCAGUUCAAGAUUCGGGGUCCGAACAGAGAACUAGUCAAGCCAAUAUUCGACAAAUUCAGCUGGGAAGACUAUGAGCAGAUCAGACGGUCCCGAUCCCCCGACGAUCCUAUUAGGCCUGUGAUUGUGGCGGUCAAUCCGGCUACUGGCCGUCUUCCGGACCUUACGCUGGACGAGCUGGCUGCGUUUAUUGAUGGCGAUGCUGAGGAGAAGGGAAAAGAGAUGGAGAGUAAGGCAAAAAAGGCAAAGGUGGGCAAGAAGAAGUCGAGGAAGAUGCGAGGCUGA
Molecule: messenger RNA, 1080 nt
Organism: Cryptococcus amylolentus CBS 6039
Lineage: Eukaryota; Fungi; Basidiomycota; Tremellomycetes; Tremellales; Cryptococcaceae
Exons: 3
Coding region: 1-1080 (359 amino acids)
Source: RefSeq, a predicted model, not a curated record